This is a messenger RNA of Laccaria bicolor S238N-H82, 1938 nucleotides long. RefSeq lists its product as uncharacterized. Gene Ontology annotation, cellular component: cytoplasm; chromosome. NCBI's taxonomy places the organism in Eukaryota, Fungi, Basidiomycota, Agaricomycetes, Agaricales, Hydnangiaceae. The transcript has 5 exons. The coding region runs from base 1 to 1938 and encodes 645 amino acids. The record is from RefSeq and is a predicted model, not a curated record. Gene Ontology annotation, biological process: double-strand break repair via homologous recombination. Gene Ontology annotation, molecular function: four-way junction helicase activity; 3'-5' DNA helicase activity.
AUGCCUCCCCAACCUUUGUCAUUUGCAAACUCUCAACCUCAUUCUCCAACUGGAACACAACACAAAGUCAAAUCACGUCGAGUUCUCCCCACACAAUCUUCAAAUUUAAAUCCAGAGCAACGGCAAGCUAUUGACAAAGAACUUGAACGUCUUCCGGAGCUUGUUAAAGCUCAUUUUACUGGCUGGGGUAAAGGACCCCAGGCUUUUCAGUUGGCCGGAAUGCGAGCUCAGGCUCUAAGUCAGGAUGUAUUGCUCCAUGCAGCCACUGGUGCAGGUAAAAUGGGAAUUGCUGCAGGACCACAUCUUUUGCCAUCCAGCACAGGAAAGGUUACCCUCAUGGUAUCGCCUCUCCUCUCUUUACAAGAAGAACAGGUGAUAACCUUUCAGGAGGAAUUCAAACUUAAAGCUGUCGCAAUCAAUAGUAACAAUGGAGGAUGUACAAAAGAUGUCAUGGAGGUUGGGUUUGCAUUUUCUGAUACACCCAUUGUUGCAGUGACAGCAACUUUAACACCACAGGUGCAUGAAGACCUCAUCAACAAACUCCAGUUUGACCGAGAGAAAUAUCUAUUUAUCAACGAGGGUAAUGAGCGGUCUAAUGUUGCACAGAUUGUUCGCGCUAUGGAGCACCCAAUGGAUACUUAUCACAACCUCGACUUCCUCAUACCUGACAACAUGACCACCCCCCUUGACAUCAAGAAAAGUUUUAUCUACGCAGAUGACAUCACAGGAGGCGCAGCUCUAAUCAAUCACCUCAAUUCUCAAGUAAAAGAGGAGUUCCAAGCAAAGGGCCUUGUCUGUCCAUAUAACACUGCCAUGUCCACAACAUACCGUAAAUUGGUUUUGCGGCUGUUCAAGGAGGGAGUGAUUCGCAUUCUUGUAUGCACUGAUGCUGCGGGCAUGGGAUGCAAUAUCCCAGAUGUCGACAGCAUUGUUCAGUGGAAAGCCCCCUCAAAUCUUUCCUCAUGGGUUCAGCGUGUGGGUCAAGCCGCCUGGGCUGCAGGUGGUGAAGGACUUGCCGUUAUGAUCGUCGAAAAGUCUGCUUUCGAAAUUAGUACUACUGCAGCAUUGUCAGGCGAGUUUGGCACAAACACAGCAUCAGUCUCACAGAGACGUAACACCCGUGGCGGUCAUGGGAGGGGCCGUAGUGGUCGAGGCAGAGGCCAGGGAAGACCAGCAAAAAAUGGCCCAACCUAUGGGGUGUCGCAUGGUGCAAAGUGUGGCCAAUACAGUGGGGCUCAUGAUACAAUGACACGCCUAGAAGAGCACGAAAAAAUUCCAGGUGAUGCGGUGGGAGAGGGUUUGUAUUGGUACAUUCAAACAACGGUCUGUCAUCGGCUGAUAUUGACAAAAAUCUUUCGGAAUAAGCCCUCAUAUGUGUCGCCCACUCGAUGUUGUGAUCUCUGCAACCCAAAGCUUUUUGACCGAACCCACCCCAGCAAACCGAUCGUCACUGCUCGCCAACGUUCCGUCAAGAAAGGUGAACCUGUUGCCUUGGUCCGAGACACGUUGUAUGCCUGGCGCAGGUCUGUGAAGUGCGAGCUUUAUCCAAGGGCAAUGUGGGCUCCACAGGCUCUGCUUGAUGAUCCAACAUGUGAACUUUUGUCCUCUGUUGGGCCGAUACAAACAAAGGAGCACCUCGCAUCGUUGGUGGAGUCAAGUUGGGCGCGUUGGAGCCUCCUCAGUGAUAUACUGUUCAACUUGCUUGUCAGUCUCAAAAUUCCUAGUUUAGCAAGGUCAAAAUGCACCACAACUGCCUCUAAACGCUCUGCACCCACGGAAAUGCUAAGUUCUGCAUUGCCUGCUACCUUGCCAAAGCAACUCCAUCUGUCAACACAUCAUGAAUCAGGUCCCUCCACCUCAAUUGGUGUGCAAAAAUCAGCCAUACCUUCAAUUUCAUUCGGACCUAGUGCGUAUGACAGCUUUUUCAGUCAUCUGUGA